AAGUUUAUCGGCCGUCUGCUUCUGCUCGCGGUACUGAGGCAAGACCGAAACUUUUAACUCUUCUUUUUGAGCUACAGAAGCGGAAACGAAAGCAUUUACAAUGCCCCGCCAAUCUAAAAAGGAUUGCACCAGCGCCACACAGCGAAACACCCUUGACCAUGACAUGCUUGAAGCAAACAGUCUUUUGCGCGAUGAGACUCCUAUUAUACCGAGGGGGGGAGCUGUAGGUAGGAAGCGACCCCACGGAGAAGGAGAUGCCAGCGAAGAAUCGGGAGAUUUUGGCAUGGAAAUGCAGAAAAUGUUGGAGUGCUUUGGAGCCGACAUUUCAAAGACCUUAAUAGCAAAGAGGAAGAGGUUGGAGCAAUUCACCCAGAACUCAUUGAAGAAUAGCACAAAGAGACUGGAGGAUAUUUGGUAUGGACAACAGCAAGAGAGAAAUAAGCUGAAUGAUGAAUAUCAAAAGCAAGCAACAUCUGUGUUCCAGCAAUGGGAAAGUGAUCUUGAGAAGACUAAAGAUCAAGAGGAAAAGUUAACUGCAUUAUUUCGCCAACAACAGAAGCUCUUUCAACAGGCAAGAGCUGUCCAGAGUCAGAGGUUAAGGACCUUGCGCCAGUUGUAUGACCAGUUCUCAAAGGGCAUGGGGGAUUUGGAGAAGUGCCAUAAGGAUCAACACAGCAACAUACAAUCUGAGCUUAGAAAAGAAAUGGCCUUGCUUCAGAAAAAGAUCCUCAUGGAUACACAACAACAAGAGAUGGCAAACGUGCGCAAGUCCUUACAGACAAUGCUGUUUUGAAAAGACUGCUGGUGAAGAAUUUCCUGAAUCGGUUACAAAAGGUUAACCAAUGAGUUUUUGUCUGCGUUAAAUCCAUAUCAAUGCGUGUAUAUUUUUAGAAUAAAAAUAAAUAAUGUUAUAAUAAUAUGUAUUAAUAUUUAAAUAAACGUUAUUAUAAUAAAAUUAAAACUGUUUUUAGUGUGUAAAUGUUUAUUCAUCAAAUUAUUGUGGCACUAGAUAAUAAAACUCUUUUGAACAUUAUCGUAUUCUGAAAUAAUGAACUUAGUACUAUUUGGAGGUUCUAGCACACUGUUGUUCCUUGUUUAUAUAAAGUAUCGUUUGAUUGCAUCAAUAAAUCAGUUCAUAUCGAA
Molecule: messenger RNA, 1143 nt
Organism: Liolophura sinensis
Lineage: Eukaryota; Metazoa; Mollusca; Polyplacophora; Chitonida; Chitonidae
Product: synaptonemal complex protein 3-like
Exons: 8
Coding region: 101-793 (230 amino acids)
Biological process (GO): meiotic cell cycle; spermatid development
Cellular component (GO): synaptonemal complex
Source: RefSeq, a predicted model, not a curated record